Penicillium pulvis is the source of this 1569-nucleotide messenger RNA. RefSeq names its product GABA permease GabA. Gene Ontology annotation, cellular component: membrane. The coding region runs from base 1 to 1569 and encodes 522 amino acids. The transcript is spliced from 15 exons. Gene Ontology annotation, biological process: amino acid transport; transmembrane transport. Gene Ontology annotation, molecular function: transmembrane transporter activity. Lineage: Eukaryota; Fungi; Ascomycota; Eurotiomycetes; Eurotiales; Aspergillaceae. The record is from RefSeq and is a predicted model, not a curated record.
AUGGAUGAUCCUCCACUCAAAGACUAUGCCCCCCAUGGUGACGAUGAUGCGCAGUUGGCCCAGAUGGGUCACAAGUCGGAGUUGAAACGUCAAUUCUCCUUGUUGUCCAUGUUGGGUCUUGCCUUUGCGAUUUUGAAUUCAUGGACGGCUUUGUCUGCUAGUCUUUCCCUCAGUCUCCCAUCGGGUGGCAGUUCUAGCGUUGUCUGGGGCUUGGUUACUGCCGGAAUUUGUAAUCUGUGCAUGUCCGCCUCACUCGCCGAGUUCCUUUCCGCCUAUCCCACUGCUGGAGGUCAAUACCACUGGGUGGCUGUGAUUUCCUGGGAGAGAUGGAUGCCCAUCUUGUCAUGGAUCACCGGCUGGGUGAACUGUGCUGGCUGGGUCGCGCUAGUAGCUACCGGUGGACUGCUAGGUAGCCAGCUCGUCAUUGGCGUGAUUUCGCUGAUGCACCCCAGCUACGAAUCCGAGCGGUGGCACCAAUUCCUGAUCUAUGUUGGCUACAACAUUGCGGGAUUCCUCAUUAAUGCCUUUGGUAACAGCAUUUUGCCUUAUUUCAACAAGGCUGCAUUCACCUGGUCGCUUACUGGCUUCGCUGUCAUUUGCAUCACAGUCCUUGCCUGUGCAGCGCCAGACUUCAACUCUGGAGACUUUGUUUUCCGCGAGUUCUACAAUACGACAGGAUGGCCCGAUGGCGUUGCCUGGCUCCUUGGACUUCUGCAAGGAGGACUUGGUGUCACUGGAUUUGAUGGCGUUGCACACAUGAUCGAAGAAAUCCCCAACCCCUCGGUUGAAGGACCUAAGAUUAUGAUCGCAUGCGUUGGUAUUGGUACAGUGACUGGUGUUAUCUUCCUCGUCGUUCUGCUCUUCGUGGCGGGCAGUAUUACGGAUAUCAUCGAAUCUUCUGCAGGUCCACUUUUGGCCAUUUUAUACCAUGCAACUGCCAACAAAGCCGGCGCCAUUUGCCUGUUGAUCUUCCCUCUUGUUUGCAUGUUGUUCGCCACUACUGCUAUCAUGACUACCAGCAGUCGUAUGUGCUAUGCAUUUGCACGUGAUGGUGGUUUACCUGCAUCGCGCUUCUUCUCUAAAGUCCAUCCUGGGUUGAAGGUUCCUCUGAAUACACUCUACCUCAAUCUUGCUCUGGUCAUCAUCUUCGGCCUGAUCUUCCUCGGCUCUUCCAGCGCUUUCAAUGCUAUUGUCUCGGCUUCAGUGGUCCUUUUGGAUCUUGCCUACGGCAUUCCGAUCGCAAUCAACUGUAUUCGAGGACGCAACACACUUCCUGAGAGAUCCUUCGUUCUACCCAAUGUCCUUGGCUGGGUGUUGAAUAUUAUUUCGUUGGUCUACGUUUCCCUCACCACUGUCCUCUUCCUCUUCCCUCCAGAACUGCCUGCCACUGGCAGCAACAUGAACUACUGUGUCGCCGCAUUUGGUAUUGUGUUUGUUAUCUCUUCAAUCACCUGGAUUGUAGACGGUCGGAAGAAUUAUGUCGGCCCCCGGAUCGAGGUAGAGGUCCUCUCUGGAGAAGUCGGUGAUCACCCACAACAACCGAUUCCAAUGGUGGAACAGAAGAAAUAA